Messenger RNA from Tribolium madens (black flour beetle), 4082 nucleotides. It is a transcript of the gene mtg, whose product is annotated as protein scarlet. The transcript has 15 exons. Gene Ontology annotation, molecular function: ABC-type transporter activity; ATP hydrolysis activity; ATP binding. Lineage: Eukaryota; Metazoa; Arthropoda; Insecta; Coleoptera; Tenebrionidae. The coding region runs from base 137 to 2923 and encodes 928 amino acids. The record is from RefSeq and is a predicted model, not a curated record. Gene Ontology annotation, cellular component: membrane; extracellular region.
UUGUAUAGUAGUUGACCCUAUUUCAACAUUUACUUACACAAAAAUUUUAAAUAUUUAAUUAAGCAUUCGGAUAAUGUAGGCAUAAUUCAUUCUGAUAAGGUAAUAGACGUUGUGACUACUUAUCUUAGAAAGGAAUAUGUCUCAACAUUUUUUUUUAUCAUGGCACAAUAUAAACGUUAAGAUUUUGGAGAAAAAGCGCAGUUUCUGCAAAACAACACUUAAAGAAAAAAUAAUUUUAGAUGACGUAUCAGGAAGUGUUGAAAGUGGUUCUUUAAAUGUUAUCUUGGGGAACAGUGGAUGUGGCAAAACUACACUUUUAACUUCUAUUUCGGGUCGCCGUAAAAGAAACAGUGGUACCUUAAAAAUCAAUAACUCGGUAAUUUCAGAUGAAACUGCAAGGAAUAUAUCAGGAUAUUUGUAUCAAGAAGAUAUUUUUACUAACAGCUUAACAGUUUUUGAGCAUUUACAGUUUAUAACUGGCUUACAAUGCAGUGAUAAAAAUGAGAAGACGCGUAAUUUUAUUAUCAAACGACAGCUGUCUGAGCUUAGUUUGGAACGGCAUGCUGACACUUUGAUAAAAAAGUUGUCAGGUGGUGAGAAACGAAGAUUAUCACUGGCAGGAGAAUUAAUCAGUAAUCCUUCUAUCUUAUUUUGCGAUGAACCUACAACAGGACUUGACAGCUAUAAUGCAUUUGUGGUCUUAGAAAAAUUAAAGACAAUUGCACUUUUAGGGAAAAUAGUCUUAGCAUCUGUUCACCAACCGUCUUCACAGUUGUUUCACUAUUUCGAUAACAUUACGCUUAUGGCCGAAGGAAAAAUUAUUUUUCAAGGAAGUAAAAACGAAUCUAAAAUGUUUUUUGAAAGAAUGAAUCUACAUUGUCCAUAUGCAUUUAAUCCAGCCGAAUUUUAUAUUAACUGUCUCACUCAUGGAGAUGUUUCUAAAAUGGAUCUUAUGUAUAAAAAGGAAAGAAAUGAGAAACCACAAGAUCACGUACAUUGGCCUAACUUUGAUAAUUUAUUUCUAAAAAAGCAAACCGCAAAUUGUUUUUUUUACGACCUGAAAUGGUUGUUAUGGAGAUGUUACUUAAAUACCAAGAGAAACAAAAUCGUAAUUUUGGGAACUUACUUUUAUUCAAUGAUACAAAUGUUUAUUAUUUCAAUGUUUUAUUCGGAAGUAACAUUUAGUAGUCAAGAUGCAAUCCAAAACAUCCAGGGUUUAUUAUCCUACUGUGGGACAGAAUUUACUUUUACUAAUAUGUACGCAGUAAUUUACAUUUUUCCUGAAGAAGUUGCUAUAUUUUUACGUGAAAAAAACUUAUAUUCAACUUUUGCGUACUUUGUCGCAAAACUACUGUCUUUGAUUCCACUUUCUAUGAUAACUACAAUAAUUUGCUUAGGAGUGUUAUUUCUAUUUUCAAACUUUUUACAUGGAUUUGGUUUAUGGCUUAAAAUGACAUAUGUAGCAUUUUUAGUUUCUAUAGUUUCAUCUAGUUUAGGUCUAGCAUUUUCAGCAACGUUUUCAACCAUUGAACAUGUAGACCUAUUUUUGGGUCCCUUCGAAUUUAUACUUCUCCUUUUUUCCGGGUUAAUAGUUAAAGUUGAUUCUCUGAUAGAUGCUUUUAACUGGAUCAAAUAUAUUUCACCUUUUUAUUACGCUUUUGAUAGUUUGUCAAAUUUGUUUUGGAGAGACGUCGGUAAAAUAGGCGGCACAUUGCGGUUAGGCCGACCGACCUGCGUUUUGGAAUCAGAAUUCGGAUUUACCCUCAACUGUGCUUUUAAGAAAUCUGGCCUGUUUCGAGUUAGAAAUCUUGGUGGUGUCAAGGCUCACAUAGGCCUGGGUUUUAGUGUUGGAGAUGAGCUAGGCUUUAAAGAAUCUCUUUCUAAUGUUGAGAACAAUAGAAGACGAUCGGCCCAAGCUUCUCGUUUGCAAGCUGAGUUGAUUCAAGCCCAACAAAAAAUGAAAGCUGAGAAUCAGAUCCGAGUUCGUUCACCUUCUGCAUCUCUUCCAACUGAUCUUUCGAAUCUGCAAAUGCAAGAUCUUCAAGUGAAAAAAUCAUCUCUUCCUACAAUCCCGCCUUUCAAGCCAAUACCUCCCGCCCCAGAACGACCGGAAGCCACCAAGUUCAAUAUCCCUACACCGGCCGUCAUGGGUAUUGCCGUGCCUGCUCACAACCCCAAGCCUUCGUCAAUAUCUCGACUAUCAACAGGACCUACCCUUCCUUCCGAAUCUACUAAACCUAAAGUGAUGGCUGUAGUAGUCCCUAUGAACAAAGUGCAAACAAGUGAUAAAUUAAGUAGUACAAAUUUUGCAUUAAGGACUCUACCUUCGCCAAACAAUGAGUUGUCUCCAUCUACCUCAAGCACCGUCCAAGCACUUCUAGCAGCAAACAACAUCACAGAAGACAUGCUGCAAACAGCGUUGCUCCAAAGACAGCAAAUGUUAGCGAAGACAAAACCUACAACGACUACUCCGAAAAUGAGUGUUGGCAAUAAGUACGCCAAUAGUGUAGGAAAAGUUAUGAAUGCACCCAAAGAAUAUUAUCCGGUGGGAUAUGAUAAGAACUUUGACGAUAAUUUUGCUUCAAGAGUAGAAUUGCCGGAAACAUCCUUUUAUUGUGGGGACCAGAAACACUUCCCGGGUUUAUACGCCGACGAGGAUCUCGGCUGCAUGGUAUUUCACGUUUGCGCUUUAACCGACGAUGGUUUAAUUAUGAAGAGCUUCCUUUGCCCGGAAUCCACAUUGUUCGACCAAACAAUACUGAAAUGCAAUUGGUGGUUUUAUGUCGAUUGCAAAAAUUCGAAGAAACUCUACGAUUCCAAUAUACCCAUAUCGAAGAGUUAUCAAUUAAUGAAAGCAUUAACAUUUUUCUCUGGAUAUAAAAAAGAUAGCGCAACGACACCUAAAUCAAAAGAUAAAGACUGACAUUUUUAAAAUUUAUUUGUAGAAUAAUCAAUUUUUGUUAAGUGUUAGCAAGGAGGUACUGUCUACUAAAACUAAAGUAAAGCAAAUAAUUUGUUUCCUAAUAGAACAUUUAUUAAUGUUACAGUGUAACAGGUUUCCCCACUUUCACAUUAAUGAAAGCAUUUGAUUUAAAGCAGAUCAAGCGAAUCAUCAUAUUUAUCCAUUGGUUAGAAAACUAAUAGUUUGUGUGUUUAACAGAAAAACUUUCAUUGCCUUGAAAAUUGUAUAAUAAAUAACACGUGAUAAUGCUAGAGAUUGAUUUUAAGUAUUAAUAGACUGUGAGUUGCCUUCUCCUUGUUUAACCUAAGCUCAAUGUAAAAAUCUAAGUCUUAUUUAUUGUUACAUAGUGGUUAUUAGAUACUUACUUAGCUAAUUAAGAUGUUUAUCAGAUUUAAGAUUAAUUAGCAUUUUUAUAGGUUGAUUUAUCUGAAAUCAUUAUAUACUCGUCUGAUUGUUUUAUUUGCGAAAAUGGCACAUCUAAUAUGUGUUGUGUCCAAGUGGCUGUUUACUCGUCUAGUGAGAUAAAAUUUUCUAUUUUCUUAGCAGGUUUUUUUUUUACAGAAGGAGUGCGUUUAUGCAAGCUGCACACUGAGCACAUCUUAGUAAAUAAGAAACUUUUAUUGUUUAUUGUUUUUGAAAUAUAUUUUUUUUCAAUCCAAAUUAAAACAGAAUGUAAACCACAGAACGAACAAAUUUAGUUUCACACAUCUAGUCAAACAUUUUUCAUGUUUUAGUCUUCUCCUUUCUCUCUCUUCCUCUUUAUUAGAUCAAAUUUCAAUAAAGAAAAUCUUAAUUUUACAAGUCAAGUAAAAUUUAAAAAUUUAUAAAGCUUAGUGAGUUACUAAAUAGAAUUUAUCUGACUAGACUUUUAAAUAGUCACUGCCAUUGUGUAUUCACUACAAAAGCAAACUGGGGGUGCAUGACAAUUUUCUAUUUAGAUUUAUUAUUACAAUAUAAAAUGGUUAGGUUCCUCCAAGAAUGUUUUUAUCGUAUUGUUAUUACCAAAUAUUUAUAUUUUAAAUUCUCAUGUUUGGGGAGUUUCAGUGAAUGUUUGUUAAUACUUUUUGUAUAACGACAUUUUUUAUUGUUGGUAAAUAAAUUAUUUAUUACAUUUCUUAAA